GCAAGCGUUGCGCCUCCCUCUCUUCCCCCCGCUACACACCAUGGCCGGCGCACUCCCCAACGCAAAGAAGGACAUCCGCAGGAUCAGAGAUGAGGACCGCGAGUCGCGCUUCGGCCAGGUCUAUGGCGUGUCCGGCCCUGUCGUCAUCGCGGAGAACAUGACCGGCGCUGCUAUGUAUGAGCUCGUCCGUGUCGGCCAUGACGAGCUUGUCGGCGAGGUCAUCCGUAUCGACGCGGAUAAGGCGACGAUCCAAGUGUACGAGGAGACGUCCGGCGUUACGGUCGGCGAUCCCGUUUUGCGCACUGGAAAACCGCUCAGUGUUGAGCUCGGACCUGGCCUCAUGGGGAACAUCGUCGAUGGUAUCCAGCGGCCGCUCCGAUCCAUCCAAGAAAUUUCCAAAUCCAUCUAUAUCCCCAGAGGUAUUAACACUGAGGCUCUUGACCGGAGCCUGAAGUGGGACUUCAACCCCGUUAACUACAAGGUCGGGGACCACAUAUCCGGAGGUGAUAUCUUCGGGCGCGUGUACGAGAACUCCCUCGUUGACAACCACAAGAUCAUGCUCGGUCCUCGCGGGCUCGGUACCAUCACGCAUAUUGCUGAGAAGGGCAGCUAUGCGGUAGAUGACAUCGUGCUAGAGACUGAGUUUGAGGGCAAGACGACAAAACACACCAUGAUGCAAGUUUGGCCUGUCCGUGCACCCCGACCAGUCGCGGAGAAGCACACUGCAGAUUUCCCCUUGCUUACCGGUCAGCGUAUCCUGGAUGCCCUUUUCCCAUGUGUGCAGGGUGGUACUACUGCUAUUCCCGGUGCCUUCGGUUGUGGCAAGACGGUCAUCUCUCAAGCACUAUCCAAGUUCUCGAACAGCGACAUCAUUAUUUACGUUGGUUGCGGAGAGCGCGGAAACGAGAUGGCCGAAGUACUCAUGGACUUCCCCGAACUUACUAUGGACGUCGGCGACCGCCAAGAACCUAUCAUGAAGCGUACCACUCUCGUCGCAAACACCUCCAACAUGCCUGUCGCAGCUCGUGAAGCGUCCAUCUACACCGGUAUCACUCUCGCGGAGUACUUCCGUGACCAGGGCACCAACGUGUCCAUGAUGGCUGACUCAACCUCACGUUGGGCCGAGGCGCUGCGUGAAAUCUCCGGUCGUCUUGCGGAGAUGCCUGCCGACUCCGGUUACCCUGCGUAUCUUGCGACCAAGCUUGCUAGUUUCUACGAGCGUGCUGGUAAGGUCACCUGUAUUGGUAACCCCGUCCGGAAAGGAACCGUUUCUAUCGUCGGCGCUGUGUCUCCCCCCGGAGGUGAUUUCUCGGACCCCGUCACUGCGGCUACGCUCAGCAUCGUCCAAGUCUUCUGGGGUCUCGACAAGAAGCUCGCGCAGCGGAAGCACUUCCCCUCCGUCAACUGGUCGCUCUCGUACUCGAAGUACACCAAGGUGCUGGAGCCGCAUUACGAGACCACUGAGCCCGGGUUCGUCGAGCUGCGCACGAAGACGAAGGAGAUCUUGCAGAAGGAGGAGGACCUCGCGGAGAUCGUGCAGCUGGUCGGCAAGAGCGCGCUCGGAGAGGGCGACAAGAUCACGCUCGAGGUCGCGCGCAUGCUCAAGGACGACUUCCUGCAGCAGAACGGCAUGAGCGAGUACGACCGCUUCUGCCCGUUCUACAAGACAAGCGCGAUGUUGCGCAACUUCGUCGCGUUCCACGACGCGUCCCAGCGCGCGGUCGCACAAGGCGACGUCACGUUCGCAAAGAUCCGCGAGUCUGCGGGCGACCUCAUGUUCAAGCUGUCGCAGAUGAAGUUCGAGUCGCCGUCACAAGGAAAGGAGCCUAUCAAGCAGAAGAUGGACGCGUUGCACAACGAAAUCCAGGAGAAGUUCCGGCAGCUGGUAGAGUAAACGGACAGAUACCCAACCAUUCACGCUUUGUAUGUCGCAUAGUUUCCUACACUUCCCUGACACAACGCAGCUCGUACAUGAACACACCGUACGUAUAUUGAGUUCUCGAAAUAGUCUAACCUUCGUCUUCCC
Molecule: messenger RNA, 2026 nt
Organism: Trametes versicolor FP-101664 SS1
Lineage: Eukaryota; Fungi; Basidiomycota; Agaricomycetes; Polyporales; Polyporaceae
Product: V-type ATPase
Exons: 11
Coding region: 41-1894 (617 amino acids)
Biological process (GO): proton transmembrane transport; ATP metabolic process
Cellular component (GO): proton-transporting V-type ATPase, V1 domain; fungal-type vacuole membrane
Molecular function (GO): ATP hydrolysis activity; proton-transporting ATPase activity, rotational mechanism; ATP binding
Source: RefSeq, a predicted model, not a curated record